AUGUUACAUACCAUAUUGCUACUAUCAUCGCUUUGCCACGUACUCGAUGAUAAAACUAUAAAAUUACUGGCUAACGGUUGUGAAGAAGUAGUUGUGAAUCCAAAUCAACAAGCUCGAGGUCGACCAGUUGGUUACAGAGAGCGUGGCCGUAGUGUUGGUUCAGUGGGCCCAAUGAGAUCAGAAAAACGAUCGGCUGAUAAGUCACCUUACUCUAGCGGACCUUAUUUAUCACCUCCUCCGCCUGAUACCAGCUGGAGGCGUACUCAUUCAGACUCAGCUUUACAUCAAAGUGUGUCGCAGAGCAGUUCUACUGAAUCGUUGGCUCAUCUACAUAGUCCUGGAUCUCAGCGCAGAACCUUGAUUGAUAACCAGCAGUAUGAUAAGAAAAGGUAUUUGUCAGCAUCACCGGAUAAAAGACCUAGGUCUUGUUGUGACGUACCUAGAGUUCCUGGAAUUCACGUUUUUACCACUCAACAAGAACCAGGCGUUGUUCAAAUACCCAUUGGUAACAAUACUGGUUCAUUACCAGACCUCACUAACUUUCAGUUUUCUCAGCCAAUCCAUGCCCCUCUUGAUCAGGAUGACCAGUAUAACUUAUCAUCUCCUUAUAAUAGCAACAGUCCACUAACGACAGAUGGUUGUAGUCCACAAGGUUCUCAAGGCUCUCAAGGUACUCCGAGCCAGAGUCCAAGUGUCCUAUCCCCAGUAUCAAUUAACAGCCGUACACCACCUACACGGUUUUCAUUUACAAGUUCACCACCACCUGAUUCUCCUACCCAAACUACUGUGGUCACUUGUGACAUUGUGUUACCAAAUCACCUUAGUGUUCCUUACUUUAUGAACCAUAGGUUACAACGCACAUGUAAGGGAUUUACUGUAGAUAAUAGUCCAGGAAAUGGUAAUUCAGGAGAGAAUUGCAAUAAUAACAUUAAAAUGCAAAUGUUGGGUCAAAAUUCAAACAUCAACUGUGUAACUGGUCAAAUGAAUGGUAUAAAAAUGAAUCCUGUACAAACACUUAUGUAUCAGCAUAUUCCUUUGUCACCAGUACAACAACAAACUCACCAGUCGUGUGGUCUUGUUGAUGGUCAAACUGAAAUAAAUUCCUCACAUUUAAAUAUAGGAAAUUCCCAAAUUAACAAUAUAAAUACAUUAGGAUCAUAUAGAAAUCAACAAUCUAACAGGCCAAGUCCACAAUCAUCUCCAGGGCUUACAAUUCAAUAUGGAAGUUCCAGUCCAUUGUGUGGCAGUCCACAAAGCCCAUCCUCCCCUAGCAGUUCUUCAGUUAGUAGCACUAAUCAACAUCAAAACUAUCAAACGCAAAAAGAUUUUUAUUCAAAUCUGACACAGACUAACAAUCUUCAACACCAUUUUGAAAAUUUCUCUAUGCUGGACUGGAAUCAGGUGAUGCAAUCGCUAAAAGAUUCAAAUCCAUCAGCUUGGAUAACGGCCGAAAUACAGCUUGAUAGUCCUGUAUCUACAGGAUUGGAAUACAUAGGCUCUCCCACUAACACAUACUUGCAACAGAAUGAGGAAUAUGUGAAUUCAGAAAUGACAGCUGAUAUGGGAUAUUUUAGCACUUCACCAUCUCAGUCUCUCCAAUUCCCCAACCAAACUCAUACGACACCUAAUACUCCUUCCAGUAUUCCUGACAUAAUACUUACAGAUUUUUCUAAUGGAGAUCAAUUGGAUAACCAAAACGAUUUUGUGAAAGAAUUAAAUUCCACAAACGCGUUUGAUACUGACUUCUUCACCAACGAAGACAGCAUUAGGCAGGGUCUUGUUGAUCAGAUUGAUUUAGAUCACUUGGAACAUUUACAAAUGUUAGCUGAACCAAUCAAUGAUGAAUCAACUAACAACGACCACAAUGGUCACUUUCAAAUGUAA
This is a messenger RNA of Macrosiphum euphorbiae (potato aphid), 1884 nucleotides long. The record is from the annotation of a GenBank genome assembly. Lineage: Eukaryota; Metazoa; Arthropoda; Insecta; Hemiptera; Aphididae.